CUCAAAUCGCACACUAGUGCCAUCAGCGUUAUAUGUUCCGUCAGCGUGUGUUACAAGGAGGUUUUACUUGCUCUGUGGAACAGUGGAACAUGGCGAGCUGGUGUGUGCGAGCGAUGAGACAAAGCUACUCACUUGUAGCUUCACCUGUGCUAAUAAGAGUGUCUCCACGAUUGUUAUGCACAGCAACCCAGCAGAAGAAUGGCCAUGGUUCAGAUGAGGAGGCUGAGAAGCCAGAGCAGAGUGCAGCAGAGAAACUCCUGGUGGAGGAGAAGGCCCAGCUGGAAGAAGAGCUCAAGGAAAUGACAGAAAAAUACAAGCGGGCCUUAGCAGACACAGAGAACCUUCGGACAAGGAGUCAGAAGAUGAUAGAAGAUGCUAAACUAUACGGGAUCCAGGGCUUCUGUAAGGACCUGCUAGAGGUGGCAGACAUCUUGGAGAAGGCCACAGAGAGCGUGCCCAAGGAGGAGGUGACAAGCCAGAACCCUCAUCUGAAGAACCUGUAUGAUGGCCUGGUGAUGACCGAGGUCCAGAUCCAGAAGGUCUUCACCAAACACGGCCUGGUCAAGCUCAAUCCAGACGGCCAGAAGUUCGACCCCUACGAGCAUGAGGCCCUCUUCCAAGCCCCUGUGGAGGGCAAGGAGCCUGGCACUGUCGCCGUAGUAACCAAAGUUGGCUACAAACUUCACGGUCGCACCCUCAGGCCAGCCUUGGUGGGUGUGGCCAAAGCCCCCUAGAAGUGACGAUCUAACUGACAACGUAGGCUUCUCUUGAGUGAGGGAUGACCUAAGGUACAGCACACUGGUCGAAAGUUAGAGAUGGGAUCAAACUGAACCAAAUGUUGUAUCGGAACAAUGUCUCCCAGCUUUUACCUGAUACAUUUACACUUAUACUUUGUCUGGCACAGGAAAGCCGAUACAGUAGAAUUUCAGCUUGUCAUCAGUCCUGUGAGUUAUUCCUCAGUCCAGUUAUUGUCAGACAUUGUCAAAAACAAAACUUGACCAAAUCAAAGGCUUUCAUGUUUCCUCCCACAACCAUACAUUUUAACUGGAAAGGUGCACAGAGUGUUUAAAAGAUGAUAAUUAACCCUUCUAAUGAAGAGACUUGUUGGGCUGAGCUAUGAUGUACAAUCCAUCUACAAAUUGAGUGAUGCUCUCUUCACGGACGGUGAGCCAUCCUCCGUUAUUUCCUUCACCAAAACUUGGCUCAGUGGAACCUGACAAUAAUGCAACAACUUUAUCUACAAACACUUAGAAUAAUUCUGUUUAUGGACCUUUGUCCAAACUGUCACAGUAUCACAAUAAAUGGAUGGACUAUGA
Messenger RNA from Epinephelus moara (kelp grouper), 1316 nucleotides. It is a transcript of the gene grpel1, whose product is annotated as GrpE-like 1, mitochondrial. NCBI's taxonomy places the organism in Eukaryota, Metazoa, Chordata, Actinopteri, Perciformes, Serranidae. The transcript is spliced from 4 exons. Bases 33 to 734 code for a protein of 233 amino acids. Gene Ontology annotation, biological process: protein folding; protein import into mitochondrial matrix. Gene Ontology annotation, molecular function: protein-folding chaperone binding; adenyl-nucleotide exchange factor activity; protein homodimerization activity. Gene Ontology annotation, cellular component: PAM complex, Tim23 associated import motor. The record is from RefSeq and is a predicted model, not a curated record.